Messenger RNA from Oncorhynchus tshawytscha (Chinook salmon), 1372 nucleotides. Its product is annotated as rab-3A-interacting protein-like. Bases 359 to 1354 code for a protein of 331 amino acids. Gene Ontology annotation, biological process: exocytosis. NCBI's taxonomy places the organism in Eukaryota, Metazoa, Chordata, Actinopteri, Salmoniformes, Salmonidae. The record is from RefSeq and is a predicted model, not a curated record. The transcript has 8 exons. Gene Ontology annotation, cellular component: Golgi to plasma membrane transport vesicle. Gene Ontology annotation, molecular function: guanyl-nucleotide exchange factor activity.
UCCGUUCCCACCCAACCAGCGGAGAAGAAAAGAGCAGGUGAGAGGAUGUUCGGAUGCUGCUUGCGUUACUAAACCGAUGAUAUUCAGCAAACAGAUACCUCAUGCACGGCGAAACGGGAGGUUAUUGGCGACAGGUAGCGAGAGCACGUCGUGACAGUUGGGUUUAUGCACGGUGGUCACUUUCCGGACUGUUUUAUUCUCCAUAGACAGCAGGCGUCGAGAGAGGGCAGUAAGUCAGUGUUGGAGGUCUGUCCUGACUGAAGAGGAGACCCACUACACACACAAUCACAUCAUCAGCUUUUAAAUACACACACAUUCAUCAUAAUGGGAGGUGUAUGAUGACUGAAGCUGCAGGGCUAUGGCCAGCGAACCCCUCGAAGGCUUCCAUGAGGUCAACUUGGCGUCACCCACCACCCCUGACCUCCACGGAUUGACCUCCGACACCAGACCCCAAUGUCACAGCUCCCCUUCCAGCGCCCUGUACCGUACACCCUCCCUCAGCUCCAGCCCCUGCCCCCCCAACGCCCUGCGAGCCGACCAGCUGCCCACCCAGCCCAUCUACUCUGCCCCUAGGCUACUGGGCAGCACAGAACCCCACAAUGGAAGCGUUCUGGGGUUGGAACCCCCUGUCCGGUCAGAGGCGGAGUCAGCAGAAGGGGUGUUCCUGUCUGGAGAGGAAGGGGAGGAGUCUCCGAGUCUGACCAAUGACAGCCUGUCCCGCCUCCGCAGCCCCUCAGUCAUGGAGAUCAGAGAGAAAGCCAAUGAGAGACUGAAGGAGGAGCUAGCCAAGGCACAGAGGGAUGUUAAGUUGAAAGACGAGGAGUGUGAAAGGCUUUCUAAAGUCAGGGACCAACUGGGCCAGGAACUGGAGGAGCUCACUGCUAGCCUGUUUGAGGAAGCUCACAAGAUGGUGCGUGAGGCCAACAUCAAACAGUCGACGGCUGAGAAGCAGCUGAAGGAAGCUCUGAACAAGAUUGAUGUGCUCCAGGCAGAGGUGUCUGCCCUGAAGACCUUGGUCCUGUCCACGUCCCCCACCUCCCCCUGUCACGACCUUCCUGGGGGCUCCAAGGCUCCCUUCAAGAAGGGUCAUGGCCGCAACAAGAGUACCAGCAGCGCCAUGCUGGGCAGCGGGCAGGAACUGAGCGGCACACAGCCCAUCGUACGAGACUGCAGAGAGCUGGACAGUCUCCUGUUUAGUGAGUUUAAGUUGUGGAAGGAGGAGCCCAGUCUGGAGAGGAACAGCUCCUUCCUGGAGAGAGUCUACAGAGAGGACAUCUACCCCUGUCUCACCUUCUCCAAGAGUGAGGUACACACCACACCUCACACACUCACACCUCACCUUCUCCAAGAGUGAGGUACACACCACACCACA